AGCCAUAAAAGUAGGCACAAGGCAACACAAUGACACUAAAUGUCAAUGUCACAGGAUUAGCGACAACAUGACAAGAAUACAUGACCAAACUGAGCAGGUCACACCUUCCGAGGAGACAGUGGUCCUCUAUAAAAGAGAGCGGCGAGUACUCAGACAAUAACUGAAUCAUAACAACAGAUCUGACUUGAUUUCAUCUUCUGUUGGGACAUUAAGAGUCUCCAAUAAAGUGCCACCAUGAGCACCGACGCGGAGAUGGAGCAGUAUGGCCCCGCAGCCAUUUACCUGCGGAAGCCAGAGAAAGAGAGGAUUGAGGCUCAAAACACUCCGUUUGAUGCCAAGUCAGCCGUCUUUGUGGUAGAUGCUGAUGAGAUGUAUGUCAAAGCUAAGCUCACCAAGAAAGAGGGGGGGAAAGCCACUGUCGAGACUCUAAUUUCAAAAAAGUCAGUCACUGUCAAAGAAGAUGACAUCCAUCCAAUGAACCCUCCCAAGUUUGAUAAAAUUGAGGACAUGGCCAUGAUGACCCACCUCAACGAGCCUGCUGUGCUGUAUAACCUCAAAGAGCGUUUUGCAUCAUGGAUGAUCUACACCUACUCGGGCCUGUUCUGCGUCGUGGUGAACCCCUACAAGUGGCUCCCUGUGUACGAUUCUCAGGUCGUCAAUGCCUACAGAGGCAAGAAGAGGAUUGAGGCUCCACCCCACAUCUUCUCCAUCUCUGAUAAUGCCUAUCAGUUCAUGCUCACUGAUCGUGAGAACCAGUCUGUCCUUAUCACUGGAGAAUCCGGUGCAGGAAAGACUGUCAACACUAAGCGUGUCAUCCAGUACUUUGCAACAAUUGCAGUGGCUGGAGGCAAAAAAUCUGAAGCAAGUUCUGGCAAGAUACAGGGUUCCCUGGAAGAUCAAAUCAUUGCAGCCAACCCUCUGCUGGAGGCCUAUGGUAAUGCCAAAACUGUGAGGAAUGACAACUCCUCUCGUUUCGGUAAAUUCAUCAGAAUCCACUUUGCCACAAGUGGCAAGCUGGCCUCUGCUGAUAUUGAAACAUAUCUGCUGGAGAAGUCUCGUGUCACCUUCCAGUUGUCUGCUGAGAGGAGCUACCAUAUCUUCUACCAGCUGAUGACUGGACACAAGCCGGAGCUGCUGGAGGCACUUCUGAUCACCACCAAUCCUUAUGACUACCCAAUGAUCAGUCAGGGUGAAAUCACUGUCAAGAGCAUCAACGAUGUGGAAGAGUUCAUUGCAACAGAUACUGCUGUCGACAUCCUGGGCUUCAGUGGAGAGGAGAAAGUUAGCAUCUUCAAGUUGACAGGCGCUGUGAUGCAUCAUGGCAACAUGAAAUUCAAACAGAAGCAGCGUGAGGAGCAGGCUGAACCUGAUGGCACUGAGGAGGCUGAUAAAAUCGCCUACCUCAUGGGUCUGAACUCUGCUGAUAUGCUGAAAGCUCUGUGCUACCCCAGAGUCAAAGUCGGGAACGAGUUUGUGACCAAAGGUCAAACCGUCCCUCAGGUUAACAAUGCUGUCUCAGCUUUGUGCAAGUCUGCCUAUGAGAAAAUGUUCUUGUGGAUGGUCGUCCGUAUCAAUGAGAUGUUGGACACAAAGCAGCCAAGACAGUUCUUCAUUGGAGUGUUGGAUAUCGCUGGAUUUGAGAUCUUUGAUUUCAACAGUCUGGAGCAACUGUGCAUCAACUUCACCAACGAGAAACUGCAACAGUUUUUCAACCACCACAUGUUUGUUCUGGAGCAAGAGGAAUACAAGAAAGAAGGCAUUGAUUGGGACUUCAUUGACUUUGGUAUGGACUUGGCUGCCUGCAUUGAGCUUAUUGAGAAGCCAAUGGGCAUCUUCUCCAUCCUUGAAGAGGAGUGCAUGUUCCCCAAGGCUACAGACACUUCUUUCAAGAACAAGCUGCAUGACCAGCAUCUUGGCAAGACUAAAGCCUUUGAGAAGCCAAAGCCUGCAAAGGGCAAGGCUGAGGCCCACUUCUCUCUGGUUCACUAUGCUGGUACUGUGGACUACAACAUUACUGGCUGGUUGGACAAGAACAAGGACCCGUUGAAUGACUCAGUUGUUCAGCUCUACCAGAAGUCUUCAAACAAACUGCUGGCCAUGUUGUAUGCAACUCAUGCUUCAGCUGAAGAGGCUGCCGGUGGUGGUGGUGGUGGCAAGAAGGGAGGUGGAAAGAAGAAGGGUGGUUCCUUCCAGACUGUCUCUGCUCUAUUCAGGGAGAACUUGGGCAAGCUGAUGACAAACUUGAGGAGCACUCACCCUCAUUUUGUGCGUUGCUUGAUUCCCAAUGAAACAAAGACCCCAGGUCUUAUGGAGAACUUCUUGGUCAUCCACCAGCUGAGAUGCAACGGUGUGCUGGAGGGCAUCAGAAUCUGCAGAAAGGGCUUCCCCAGCAGAAUCCUCUACGGUGAUUUCAAGCAGAGAUACAAAGUAUUGAAUGCCAGUGUCAUCCCAGAGGGUCAGUUCAUUGACAACAAGAAGGCUGCAGAGAAACUGCUGGGCUCUAUUGAUGUGGAUCACACUCAGUACAAGUUUGGACAUACAAAGGUGUUCUUCAAAGCGGGUCUGCUGGGUACCCUGGAGGAGAUGAGAGAUGAGAAACUGGCAGCACUGGUGACCAUGACUCAGGCUCUCUGCAGAGGAUUCCUCAUGAGGAAGGAGUUUGUAAAGAUGAUGGAGAGGAGAGAUGCAAUCUUCACCAUCCAGUACAACAUGCGGUCAUUCAUGAACGUGAAAAAUUGGCCAUGGAUGCAUCUCUACUUCAAGAUCAAGCCUCUCCUGAAGAGUGCUGAGACUGAGAAAGAGCUGGCACAGAUGAAGGAGAACUAUGGGAAAAUGCAAGCUGACUUGGCAGCUGCUCUGGCAAAGAAAAAGGAGCUGGAGGAGAAGAUGGUCUCCCUGCUGCAGGAAAAGAAUGACCUGCAACUGCAAGUAGCAGCUGAAAGUGAGAACCUCUCAGAUGCUGAGGAAAGGUGUGAAGGGCUCAUUAAGAGCAAGAUCCAGCUUGAGGCCAAACUAAAGGAGACAACCGAGAGACUGGAAGAUGAAGAAGAAAUUAAUGCUGAGCUGACUGCCAAGAAGAGGAAGCUGGAGGACGAAUGCUCAGAGUUGAAGAAAGAUAUUGAUGACUUGGAACUCACCUUGGCUAAAGUGGAAAAGGAGAAACAUGCCACAGAAAACAAGGUGAAAAACCUGACAGAGGAGAUGGCAUCUCAAGAUGAGUCUAUUGCCAAGUUGACAAAGGAGAAGAAAGCCCUCCAAGAGGCCCACCAGCAAACACUGGAUGAUCUCCAGGCAGAGGAAGACAAAGUCAACACUCUGACCAAGGCCAAGACAAAGCUGGAACAGCAAGUGGAUGAUCUUGAAGGCUCACUGGAGCAAGAGAAGAAGCUCCGCAUGGACCUUGAGAGAGCCAAGAGGAAGCUUGAGGGAGAUCUGAAACUGGCCCAGGAAUCCAUAAUGGAUCUGGAGAAUGACAAACAGCAAUCAGAGGAAAAACUCAAGAAGAAAGACUUUGAGACAAGCCAACUUCUCAGCAAGAUUGAGGAUGAACAGUCUCUUGGUGCUCAACUCCAGAAGAAGAUUAAGGAACUCCAGGCUCGUAUUGAGGAGCUGGAAGAGGAGAUUGAGGCUGAGAGGGCUGCAAGGGCCAAGGUGGAGAAGCAGAGGGCUGACCUCUCCAGAGAGCUGGAGGAGAUCAGUGAGAGGCUUGAGGAAGCUGGUGGAGCAACAGCCGCUCAGAUCGAGAUGAACAAGAAACGUGAGGCUGAGUUCCAGAAGCUGCGCCGUGAUCUGGAAGAGUCCACCCUGCAGCAUGAGGCUACAGCAGCCGCUCUCCGCAAGAAGCAAGCCGACAGUGUUGCAGAGCUGGGAGAACAGAUCGACAACCUCCAGCGUGUCAAGCAGAAGCUGGAGAAGGAGAAGAGCGAGUACAAGAUGGAGAUUGAUGACCUCUCCAGCAACAUGGAGGCUGUUGCCAAAGCAAAGGGCAACCUGGAGAAAAUGUGCAGAACUCUUGAAGACCAAUUAAGUGAAAUUAAGUCCAAAAAUGAUGAGAACGUUCGGCAGUUGAAUGACCUGACUGCACAGAGGGCAAGACUGCAAACAGAAAACGGCGAGUUUACUCGCCAGCUUGAGGAGAAGGAAGCCCUUAUUUCCCAGCUGACCAGGGGCAAACAGGCUUACACUCAGCAGAUUGAGGAGCUCAAAAGACACAUUGAGGAAGAAGUGAAGGCUAAGAAUGCCCUGGCCCAUGCAGUUCAGUCUGCCCGCCAUGACUGUGAUCUGCUCAGAGAGCAGUUUGAGGAGGAGCAGGAGGCCAAAGCUGAGCUUCAGCGAGGAAUGUCCAAGGCCAACAGUGAGGUGGCACAGUGGAGGACCAAAUACGAGACUGAUGCUAUCCAGCGCACUGAGGAGCUGGAGGAGGCCAAGAAGAAGCUGGCCCAGCGUCUUCAGGAGGCUGAGGAGUCCAUUGAAGCUGUGAACUCCAAGUGUGCCUCUUUGGAGAAGACCAAGCAGAGGCUUCAGGGUGAGGUGGAGGACCUCAUGAUUGAUGUAGAGAGAGCAAACGCCCUGGCUGCCAACCUGGACAAGAAGCAGAGGAAUUUUGACAAGGUCUUGGCAGAAUGGAAGCAGAAGUAUGAGGAGGGUCAGGCAGAGCUGGAAGGAGCCCAGAAGGAGGCUCGUUCUCUCAGUACUGAACUGUUUAAGAUGAAGAACUCUUAUGAGGAGGCUCUUGAUCAGCUGGAGACCAUGAAGAGGGAGAACAAGAACCUGCAACAGGAGAUCUCAGAUCUGACUGAGCAGAUUGGUGAGACUGGAAAGAGCAUCCAUGAGCUGGAAAAAGCUAAGAAGGCGGUGGAAAGUGAGAAGGCUGAGAUUCAGACUGCUCUAGAGGAGGCAGAGGGCACACUGGAGCAUGAGGAGUCCAAGAUUCUUCGUGUUCAGCUCGAGCUCAACCAGAUCAAGGGUGAGGUUGACAGGAAGCUGGCUGAGAAGGACGAGGAGAUGGAGCAGAUCAAGAGAAACAGCCAGAGAGUGAUUGACUCCAUGCAGAGCACUCUUGAUGCUGAGGUCAGAAGCAGGAAUGAUGCCCUGAGAGUCAAAAAGAAGAUGGAGGGAGACCUCAAUGAGAUGGAGAUCCAGCUGAGCCACGCCAAUAGACAGGCUGCUGAGGCCCAGAAACAACUAAGGAAUGUCCAGGGUCAGCUCAAGGAUGCCCAACUGCACCUUGACGAUGCGGUCAGAGGACAGGACGACAUGAAAGAGCAGGCUGCCAUGGUGGAGCGUAGAAACGGCCUGAUGAUGGCAGAAAUUGAAGAGCUGAGAGCUGCUCUUGAGCAAACAGAGAGAGGACGUAAAGUGGCAGAGCAGGAGCUGGUUGAUGCCAGUGAGCGUGUCGGACUUCUUCACUCUCAGAACACCAGUCUGCUGAACACCAAGAAGAAGCUGGAGUCUGACCUUGUCCAGAUUCAGAGUGAAGUGGACGAUGCUGUGCAGGAAUCAAGAAAUGCUGAAGAGAAAGCCAAAAAGGCUAUCACUGAUGCUGCCAUGAUGGCUGAGGAGCUGAAGAAGGAACAGGACACCAGUGCUCACCUGGAGAGGAUGAAAAAGAACCUGGAGGUCACUGUCAAGGACCUGCAGCACCGUCUGGAUGAGGCUGAGAACCUCGCCAUGAAGGGUGGCAAGAAGCAGCUCCAGAAACUGGAGUCCAGGGUGCGUGAGCUCGAAUCCGAAGUUGAGGCUGAGCAGAGACGAGGAGCCGACGCUGUUAAAGGAGUUCGCAAAUAUGAGAGGAGAGUGAAGGAGCUCACCUACCAGACUGAGGAGGACAAGAAGAACGUGACCAGACUUCAGGACCUGGUAGACAAACUGCAGCUCAAAGUCAAGGCUUACAAGAGACAGUCUGAGGAGGCUGAGGAGCAGGCCAACACUCACAUGUCCAGGCUCAGGAAGGUCCAGCAUGAGCUUGAGGAGGCUCAGGAGCGUGCUGAUAUCGCAGAGUCCCAGGUCAACAAGCUGAGGGCCAAGAGCCGCGACACGGGAAAGGGAAGUGACUCUGCUGAAUAAGAUGCAGUGGAAUCAUCGGAGGGAUUCAUACAAUAUGAGCCCCGUCUUCUGUAAAUCUUCAGAUAAAACAAUAAAUGUGUGGAAAAAAACAGGAUGUUGUUCACUAAAUACAUUAAAAGUGC
Molecule: messenger RNA, 6188 nt
Organism: Dunckerocampus dactyliophorus (ringed pipefish)
Lineage: Eukaryota; Metazoa; Chordata; Actinopteri; Syngnathiformes; Syngnathidae
Product: myosin heavy chain, fast skeletal muscle-like
Exons: 41
Coding region: 235-6066 (1943 amino acids)
Cellular component (GO): myosin complex
Molecular function (GO): actin filament binding; ATP binding; cytoskeletal motor activity
Source: RefSeq, a predicted model, not a curated record